AUGGGAGGGGAGCUAGGUGGGAGAGGGCUGAGAGGAGUUGGGGACAACGGCAAGAGGGCAUGUACUCGUGCUGUGGAGAAAGAGGAGGAAGAGGAGGUGUGUGAGGUCCUGGGAAGGCUACAUCAGAUAAAGCUCCCCCAUCGGAGGGGCUGGAUGGUCUGGUGGAUCCGGGGGGACUUGAGAAGGGAGAAAUGGAGAUUAAACAAGGGUCCGAUUGAGGGGGACGUAUUGGUGAAGGCGACGGGGGAUCUUGUCGAACAAACCAGUAAUCGCCAAGAGGUUGUGGAGGGGGAGAUCGUAGAGUCCAAAUCGAGUUCUGGCAAGGUCAGCAUGAGUACGACCAAUCAGUGA
Tremella mesenterica DSM 1558 is the source of this 351-nucleotide messenger RNA. RefSeq lists its product as uncharacterized. NCBI's taxonomy places the organism in Eukaryota, Fungi, Basidiomycota, Tremellomycetes, Tremellales, Tremellaceae. The record is from RefSeq and is a predicted model, not a curated record. The transcript has 2 exons. The coding region runs from base 1 to 351 and encodes 116 amino acids.